Molecule: messenger RNA, 3405 nt
Organism: Cheilinus undulatus (humphead wrasse)
Lineage: Eukaryota; Metazoa; Chordata; Actinopteri; Labriformes; Labridae
Gene: adgrf3a
Product: adhesion G protein-coupled receptor F3a
Exons: 19
Coding region: 225-3320 (1031 amino acids)
Biological process (GO): G protein-coupled receptor signaling pathway; cell surface receptor signaling pathway
Cellular component (GO): membrane
Molecular function (GO): G protein-coupled receptor activity
Source: RefSeq, a predicted model, not a curated record
UAUGAAAGUUGUUUAUAAUAAAGUGUUUAAAAAAAAAAACUCAUGCUCUGUAGCUCUGACUUGAUGAAGAAUUAUCCCUUGACAGUGCAAACCAAAGAGGUCAAAAGUAGAUUAACAAAGGUUUUCCAGGUCGUCUGACUACUCCGAGCACCUUCAUACCACAGGUCACACAUCAGGCUGUUCAUAAGGGGGAUAAAGGGGGAAGCUUUCUGGGGCCUAGCCAAAUGGAGGGCCCGUUGAGGAUCAGGAUGUGGACAUUUCUGAUACUUCUCAUCCUGGGACUAAACGUCUGUCAGACUGCUGGACAAGAAAACUCCACACAAAUGUUCUAUAUCAAACUAGAAGUAGACUCCAAUGCAAUCCCAAAUGUAACACAUAUCCUGCAACCUUUUGUGAGCAACAAAACGCUGACAGUCGACGACCUGAAAAUAACAACAACCUGUAAGAACAAUUCAAAUAAACCUGACUCAGUUGACUGUGAAUGUACGACGGGCCACAAGUGGAGAGAGGAAGUCUGUAAAUCUCAGCCAAGCUGCUGUAGCACAGACAAAUGCACCCUCUCCCGACCCUCCAUGUGUGUUUCCAACACCUCAGUGGGAGUGUCUGGAUCUUUAACCUUGAAUGGAUUGACGUAUGCUCAUUGUCUGGAUGAAAAAAAGACAACUGCCUUCCUGGAUUGUAACUACAACCUGACAACAGAGAUGAAAAUUGUGUACAGCACUUUGAGAGGAUUUGACAACGUAACAAUCAGUAAAUACAGGUCUGGAAGCGUCAUUGCAGAUUUUGACAUGUUCCUUGCUUAUGAAUUCAAGCCAAAAGAUCUGCUUACCAAAUCACUGAGGUUAAACGAGAAACUUGAAUCUUUAUUUAAAAUGGAAACCACAGGUGUUGUCAGGCUAAGCAUACCUGAUGUCCCCGUUCCCUACAACAGCAAGAACGACCUCACAUGCACCAUCCAGCAGGAUCUGCAGACUAAACCAGAAUGGAGUUUAAGGAGAAACGGGCUAGAAUUUGAAAUAACGACCGGCACUGAGUCAAAAGUGUCAAUAGAUACACUGAAGACUAAUGUCGCACUCAGCAACGCAUCAGAACUGUGGGCAGGAGAGUACACGUGUCUCUACCGUCAGGAGCAGAAGAAUGUCAUUAUUGAUCACAAGGCCAGCGGAGAGUUGGACGUGUGCCUCAAGCCAGACAUUUUCAUCAGCAUAGAUCCUGGUUUUCCACAUUGCCAGAAAAAUUCAGAUACUCCUGCUGUGACCAUCAAAUGUGAUGUAGGGGGCAGCGGCAAAAAUUACAAUGUGACAUGGAGCCAUGAAAAUGCAAAAACCCUAGUACCUCGUCCUAAUGAUGUCAAAAAAGGUCUUUUCAUCGCCAUCACAAAUAUAGCCUGUGACCCAAAUAAACCUACACCUAAAAUCACAUGCUCUUUGAGGAACAGAUGCAAUCAAACCACAGAUGCUUCCAUUAUUGCUAAUAUCAUUUUUGCAAAUGAUGCGUUCUGUGAAACUGAAGGUGAGUGGAAAAAAACUAAAGCUGGAUUUACUUCACGGUUAAAGUGCAAGAACCAAGCUGGAAUAAGGCAACGGAGAUGCGACAACAGCACUACAAAGGCAAAAUGGGAACCAGAAGUUUCAAACUGUGUCAAUCAGAAUGUGGACGAUGUGCUGCGAAAAGCAAAUAUUGUUGACAUUGGACUGGGCUCAGUCCAUGACAACGCUGCACAGGUUUUCUCCGAACUUCAGAAUGUCACCAACAUCACAGAGAAAAUCGACACGGUCCCCAACCUUAAUGCAUCUGUUAACGUGCUUCACACCUUGAGUCUAAAGCUCCCUCAACAGCAGGAUACAGUAGUGGAUGACUUUCUGGGGUCAUCGAGCAAUUUACUGGACAGGUCUCUCAACAAAUCAUGGAGUGCAAGUGCAAAUGAGCGCAAUUCUUCAUUGGCUGAGACAUAUCUGGGCUCUGUUGAGCAUUUAAUCCAAAUGAUAAACAUAACACAGAGAUACAAGAAGAAAAAUGUCGAGGUAGAAGCGCGGAAUUGCUUGCAGGGAUCCCAUUGUAUCAACAAGGUGUUCAGUAACACAGUUAGUCUCAAGGGUCGGGACCCCGGCAAUGUAAAAACAGCCGGUUUCCAAGAGCUGGAGAAGUAUUUGCCCAACAACUUUGAAGAGUUCCAGCCUAACAGCAUCGUUAUUUCAACCACCACAGAGAGGAACAUAUCUGAUUCAGUGGAGGUUGAAAUAAAAUUCCACUUGCUCCAGUCCAGGCGUCGUAACUUUGACAUGAAGUGUGCAUCAUGGGACAAUGUAACCAGGGGCUGGUCAACACAUAAAUGCGAAUGGAGGCAGUAUGAAUAUAGUGAUAUUGGCGUCUGCGUUUGUCAACACUUGUCUUCAUUUGCUAUUCUGAUGGGAAAGCGUCCGCUGAGAGUGAAGUGGAUGACACAAACUACCUACGUUGGCCUGUCUGUAUCGGUCGUGUCUCUCAUUAUCAGCCUUGUGGUAGAAUUAAUGCUGUGGAGCGCCGUUGUCAAGACAAAUACUUCAUAUUUACGCCACACUGCCCAUGUCAACAUUUGCCUGUGUUUGUUAGUAGCAGAUUGUUGUUUCUUAGCGUCUUCUAAGCCAGAUCUUUCAACAAUCGUGUGUAAGACCUUAGUGGUGCUGAAGCAUUUCUGCUACCUGGCCAUGUUCUUUUGGAUGUUGUGGCUGAGCAGCACACUUCUCCAUCAAACAGUCUUUCUUUUCCAUAAUGUGAGCAAGAAGAUCUACCUGAAGUUCGCGGUUUUCCUGGGCUACGUGUGUCCUUUGCUGAUUGUUGUCAUCACGAUUCUUGUAACCAAAGGGGGAGCUGAAGGCCACUACUACACCAAAGACGGCUGCUGGCUGGUCUACACUGCACCUUUCAAAGGGUCCAUCCAUACGUUUAUCAUACCCAUCGGGAUAAUCGUCUUCUUCAACGUGUUCUCCAUGGUAGUGGUCAUUUUGAAGCUUCUGGAUCACCCUACAAAUGCAUCUGUUGGUGAUAAAGAAAAAAAGGCGGCUGUAACUGUCAUGAGGACAGUUGUUCUUCUGACUCCCAUCUUCGGUAUCACUUGGAUCUUUGGCUUUGCAGUGAUGAUUCUUGACCUCACAGUCGGAGUCAUCGCUUAUGUGGCAAAUUAUGCCUUCAUCCUGCUGAAUUCAUUCCAGGGUUUUUUCAUUAUGUUGACCGUAUGCCUGGGAGACACAAUGACCCGGGAAGAACUGUGGAGCCGUCUGACAAGAAAAGUGCCUGCAGAGACUAAGGAAAGCAUCACUGCCUCAACUGUAUCUAAGUAGAAAUUACAUCAAACAUGUCCACAAAUCAACUACCACAAAUAGGUUUUUGAUUUCCUGUGUCUACUUUUUGUUUACUUUGGUUUAU